AUGUCAAGCUAUAGCUCUCACGGCGCGGCUCAAGCCGGUCCCUCCCGUACCCCCGCCCACGCCCACCUAUCCCCCUCGUUCAACCCCACCCCCCUCUCUCCCCACGCGCCCCGCUCCAUCCCCAACUCGCCUAUCCUCGUCCAGCCCCUUCCAUCCACUUCGGCGCUACACGAAGAAUCCCUCCGCUCCUCCGAGGCAGAGUAUCACCGCCAGAUCGCCCAAGCCAAGCGGGAACGCGAGCUUGCCGAAGCGCUCCAAGAGCAACAAUGGGAGGUCGAGCGCGCUGCCGUCCGGGACUCGCAAGGCUCCUGGGGCCCUUCCAAGCGCCGAGCGGCCAACACAUCUUCGGGGUCCAGCGGCGGUUCGACGGCAGGCUUUGUACGUCCUCCACAGGCGUAUGAGCUGUAUCAAGCGAUCGACCGGAAAGAUAUCGAAUUUAUAAUGCGGGUACGGGAUCAUGCGUUCCACCUGCUGCUGCAGAAGAAUGCGGGACAGUUUCCGAUCCUGUAUGCGGCGAGGAUAGGGCCGGGACAUCGAGAUAUUGUUAUUCUGCUGAUUGGGGCGCUGUCGCGCUUUGUCAAUCAGCUGGAGGAUGACGAGUUUGAAAAGAAGGAGACGAGGAAUACGCUCAAGGCGUUGAGGUCUAAUCUCAAGCUGGCCAUCGAUAAUGCCCUCCUCCCUGGCGACUCGCCCCACCUCCUCUCCUCCUACCUCCAAGUCCUCAUCAUGUCGGAAGGCGACGCCUGGGUUCUCAAAGCGGUAUACGAAAUCUCUCUCCUCCUGCGCGACCCACAGUCGGCCCCCGUCGCCGCCGCAGAAGAGAUGGUCAGAGGGUUUUGCACCAAGGAGCUCCGGGGCGUGAGUGGCGGAGUAGGCGAUGUGGAAGAGUACAUUGCGAAUGCUGCGCUCGACCUGAUUAUCAUGGCGACGUGGAGUUUGGUGGCGGGGCAGAUUGACGUGGAGCCUCUUCCGACAUAUACGUUCGCGAGGGAUCUCAGGACGUGGACAAUGCUGUGUGAGGCGAUGGAUGAGAAUCAUGACAAGAUGGGCAAGGUGUCUGCAAGGCUGAGGAAGCUGUCAGGACAGCUGAGAGAGCUCGGCGGGGAUAGCAAGAAGGGGGUCAGAGGGAGAUUGCGGGAUGUGGCGGCGGUGGUGGAUGUAGCUGAAUGA
Molecule: messenger RNA, 1170 nt
Organism: Dioszegia hungarica
Lineage: Eukaryota; Fungi; Basidiomycota; Tremellomycetes; Tremellales; Bulleribasidiaceae
Exons: 3
Coding region: 1-1170 (389 amino acids)
Source: RefSeq, a predicted model, not a curated record